Colletotrichum godetiae is the source of this 1470-nucleotide messenger RNA. Its product is annotated as general substrate transporter. NCBI's taxonomy places the organism in Eukaryota, Fungi, Ascomycota, Sordariomycetes, Glomerellales, Glomerellaceae. Gene Ontology annotation, cellular component: membrane. The coding region runs from base 1 to 1470 and encodes 489 amino acids. The transcript is spliced from 2 exons. The record is from RefSeq and is a predicted model, not a curated record. Gene Ontology annotation, biological process: transmembrane transport; carbohydrate transport. Gene Ontology annotation, molecular function: carbohydrate:proton symporter activity.
AUGGACUCCAAGUCUCUGCCCCCGCGGGCCCAGACCGUGGAAGAGAUCCUAGCCUCAGACACCCGUUCCGCCCUCUCCUCCCUCACCCCAUCUCUCAUCCGCCUCUACAGCAUCCUCGCCCCAGCCUGCCUCGUAGUCUGCGCAACAAACGGCUACGACGGCUCCGUCCUGACAGGCCUCCAAGGCGUCGCGGCAUGGAACCGCGAAUUCGGAAGCUCAAAGGGCGCCCUCCUCGGCUUCACCAGCGCCGCGUACCCCCUCGGCGCAAUCAUCUCGACCCCCUUUUCCGCCUUCGUCUCGGACCGUUUCGGGCGGAAAUGGUCCAUCCUCAUCGGCAGCAGCAUCAUGAUCAUUGGCGUGCUGAUCCAGUGCCUCAGCCACUCCAUCGGGCAGUUCAUCGGCGGCCGCAUCGUCGUCGGCUUCGGCAUCACCAUGGCUCUCGCCGCGGCGCCGGUGCUGAUCUCGGAGCUCGCACAUCCAAGGCACCGCGUCUAUCGUAUUGCCGGGUCGUGGGCGUGGCGGCUUCCUACAAUGUUGCAGGCGCUCCCGGCGGUGAUUCAGAUGAUUUUCGUGUGGUUCUUGGAUGAGUCGCCCCGGUGGCUUUGUUACAAGGACCGGGAAGACGAAGCGUUCAGCAUCCUCGUGAAGCAUCACGGGGGAGGAGACCCAACGAAUCCUCUGGUCGUCGCAGAGUUUCACGAGAUGAAAGUGGCCUUGCAGCUCGAGAAACAGGUCAAGGAUGUUGGACCAAAGCUCUUCUUCAAGACACCAGCCAACAGGAAGAGGCUCUUGAUCCUUGUCACUCUCGCCGUGUUUGGGCAGUGGAGUGGGAACGGUCUGGUAUCGUACUACUUGACAAAGAUUUUCACGAGCAUCGGUAUUACCAGCCAGCGCGAGCAGACUAUGCUCAACGGGGUCAUCAGCACCGUGAACUACGCCACGGCUCUAUUCGCGGCCGCGCUGUCGACCAGAAUCGGCCGCCGGUGGAUGUUUGUCGGAGGCGGCAUCGCCAUGUGGCUCACCUUUUCGUCGCUCACGGCCAGUAUUGCAGUCUACAACACAAAGGGGACCACGGCCGCUAGUCAGGCCGCGCUUGCUUUCAUCUUCGUCUUCUACGCCGCCUUCAAUAUCUGCCUAAACCCACUCCUCUUCCUCUACCCCACGGAGAUUCUCCCGUUCAGGCUUCGAGCUAUGGGUCUUAGUAUUCUCGUCUUUGCCAACAAGGCCGCGUCGUUCUUUAACCAGUUUGUCAACCCUAUCGGUAUGGACUCUCUGGGUUGGAAGUAUUAUUUGGUGUAUGUGGCAUGGCUUGUGGUUGAAGUUGCCGUCUUUUAUUUCUUGUACCCCGAGACCCGAGGUCACAGCCUGGAACGCAUGCAGGAGGUGUUUGGGGAGGAGGUCAAGGACGAUGGUCUUGAUGAGAAGGGUUCGGUUGUGAAGGAUAUGAGGGUCAUAGAACACAAGGAAUGA